Lodderomyces pseudojiufengensis is the source of this 1260-nucleotide messenger RNA. RefSeq lists its product as uncharacterized. The record is from RefSeq and is a predicted model, not a curated record. Lineage: Eukaryota; Fungi; Ascomycota; Pichiomycetes; Serinales; Debaryomycetaceae. The coding region runs from base 1 to 1260 and encodes 419 amino acids. The transcript has a single exon.
AUGGCUGAUCUACGACCGUUAUCUCAACAUCUGAGAAAUGUUGCAAAUUUCAAUCAAAAAUUAUUUAAUGAUAAUAGAAAUAUACAACCACAACAACAAUUUGAAGAAAGGGGUAGAACGAUAAGUAAAGAUUCAUUACUUAAACCUGAUACAAUUGUAAAUACUAGAGAUGCAUCAAGAUCAACUUCAGCAUCAUCUAUUAAUUUUGUUCCAACUAAAGAUCAACAACAACAAAAUCGUAAAAAAAGUUCAAGAGCUCAUCAUGAAUUAUUACAACAAGCAAUAUUAAAUCAAAAUCUGCAGUUUAAAUCAUCAUUAACUAGAUCUAUCUCGGCUCAUGGAAUACCUCAUAUUGAUCAAACUCAUCAACAUAUUAAACGACAACUCAAUAACACCAAAGAUGAUCAACAACAAUUAAAACAAAGACCUGGGUUUAGAAGAUGGAAUUCAUAUCAAUUACCCGAUUCAUUACCUCAAAAUGAAGAUAAUAAUUCAUCAAAUUUCAUCAAUAAAGAUUCUAUUAGUCCACUAACUGUAUUAAAAGAUCAAUAUGAUACUAAAAGACCCAUAGUAAAUAAUGCAAUGAAUAUGUCAACUGAUAAUUCAUAUAAAGAAUUGGAAAAAAUUAAAAAGGAUUCUACAGAAGAUCAAAUAAAGAUCCAACCAAAUCUUUAUGAAAAAAUGAUUCAUAUGGCUAAUUCUGGAGUAAAUUCUUUAAAAUCGUUAACUGAAAAUGCAUUUUCUGAAAAAACAUCAAAUUUAAUUCAAAGUGAACUGGAUGAUGAUGAUGAUAACAAUAACGUUCUUCCUCAAAAUGAACAAAAAGAUACUCAAUAUCCUAUAGAAAAUUUAGAAAAUGAUUUUAAUUUUCCUAAUGAAUUUAAUGAAAUGAUUAAAGAUAUAACAAAUUUUAAAAAUGAUGAUAAUAAUUUUCCUAAACUAAAUAGAACUCAACAAAAAUUAAUGGAUUAUAAAAAGCUUUAUGAAUAUGAAUUAGAAAAUAAUAACACCACCUCAAAUUCAUUAUCUUAUGAAUUUAAAAUUCAAAAUGAAAAAAUUUUAUCUCAAUAUAAUAAUAUAAGAUUACGUUUUUCAUCAAGAGAAAUAAAUAAAAAACAAAUUGUAACUGAUAUUGGAGUAUUAGGAUUUAUUAAUAGAUAUAAACAAAAUUUAUUAUUAAAUACUACCAAAAAUGCAAAUGUUUUAUCUUCAAAAGAUACUAAUGAAUUAUUAAAAAAAAUUUGGGAUUCUGAAAUAUAA